AAUCCGCGAGACCGCGGCGGGCGAAGAUGGCGGUGCUGGGCAAGAGUUUGCAAUCGUUGUGACUAGGCGAGUCGAGUGACUAUCCGGGCCAUGGCGUCAAACUCAAGCAAGUCUUUCCUGGCCGAUGCCGGCUAUGGCGAACAGGAGCUGGACGCUAACUCUGCUCUUAUGGAACUGGACAAAGGCCUGAGGUCUGGCAAACUUGGGGAGCAGUGUGAAGCAGUUGUGCGGUUUCCCAGGCUUUUCCAGAAGUACCCAUUCCCGAUUCUCAUCAAUUCAGCGUUCCUGAAGUUAGCGGACGUUUUCAGAGUUGGGAACAACUUCCUGAGGCUUUGUGUUCUCAAAGUGACUCAGCAAAGUGAGAAGCACCUGGAAAAGAUUCUAAACGUGGAUGAAUUUGUGAAGAGGGUUUUCUCAGUGAUUCAUAGUAACGACCCUGUGGCGAGAGCCAUCACUCUCCGGAUGCUGGGAAGUCUGGCGUCAAUCAUCCCUGAGAGGAAGAAUGCCCACCACAGUAUUCGUCAGAGUUUGGAUUCCCAUGACAAUGUGGAAGUAGAAGCUGCUGUCUUUGCAGCCGCGAACUUCUCUGCACAGUCGAAGGAUUUUGCUGUAGGAAUCUGUAACAAAAUCAGUGAAAUGAUUCAAGGUUUAGCUACACCAGUGGACCUGAAGCUGAAGCUCAUCCCCAUCCUGCAGCACAUGCACCACGAUGCCAUCCUGGCCUCCAGUGCCCGCCAGCUCUUACAGCAGCUGGUCACAUCCUACCCCUCCACCAAAAUGGUCAUCGUGUCCUUGCACACUUUCACUCUGCUUGCAGCCUCCUCGUUGGUUGACACGCCCAAGCAGAUUCAGCUUCUGUUGCAGUCCCUGAAGACCGACCCCAGGAAAGCGGUGAAGAGGCUUGCUGUUCAGGACCUGAAGCUGCUGGCUAGUAAGACACCACACACCUGGAGUAAGGAGAACAUUCAGGCACUCUGUGAAUGUGCCCUCCAGACUCCUUAUGACAGCUUGAAGCUAGGGAUGUUGUCUGUCCUCUCCACACUGUCAGAGACCAUCGCCAUUAAACAUUACUUCAGUGCUGUUCCAGGAAAUGUAGGUUCUUCUCCCAGUUCUUCCGAUUUAGUCAAAUUAGCCCAAGAGUGUUGUUACCAUAGCAACAGGGGCAUCGCAGCUCAUGGAGUGAGAGUGCUAACUAAUAUAACCGUGUCUUGUCAAGAGAAAGAUCUCUUGUCACUGGAACAAGACGCUGUCUUCGGCCUGGAAUCCCUUCUGGUGCUUUGUAGUCAGGAUGACAGUCCAGGUGCUCAGUCCACUGUGAAGAUUGCUCUCAACUGUAUGGUGAAGCUGGCCAAGGGCCGGCCUCAUUUGAGCCGGUCAGUGGUCGACACUUUGCUCACUCAGCUGCACAGCUCUCAGGACGCUGCCCGGAUCCUCAUGUGCCACUGCCUGGCAGCCAUUGCCAUGCGGCUCCCGGUGCUGGGAGACGGAAUGCUUGGGGACCUCGUGGAGCUCUACAGGGUGAUCGGACGAUCAGCCACAGACAAGCAGCAGGAGCUUCUGGUCAGCUUGGCUACUGUGAUUUUUGUAGCCAGCCAGAAAGCAUUGUCUGCGGAGGUGAAGGCGGUCAUCAGGCAGCAGCUCGACAGCGUCUCCAGUGGGUGGACCAUGUACCGGAUUGCCAGGCAGGCUUCCAGGAUGGGCAACCAUGACAUGGCCCGAGAGCUCUACCAGAGUUUGCUGACGCGGGUCGCAUCAGAGCACUUCUACUUCUGGCUGAACAGUCUGAAGGAGUUCUCCCAUGCGGAGCAGUGUCUGACUGGGCUGCAGGAGGACAGCUUCAGUUCAGCACUUUCCUGCAUUGCUGAGUCUUUGAAAUUCUACCACAAAGGGAUUGCCUCCUUAACAGCUGCCAGCACACCACUGAAUCCUUUAAGUUUUCAGUGUGAAUUUGUAAAGCUCAGGAUUGAUCUUCUCCAAGCCUCCUCGCAGCUUAUUUGUACUUGUAACAGCCUGAGGACCAGCCCUCCGCCUGCAAUCGCCACAGCAAUUGCCAUGACCUUAGGAAGCGACCUUCAGAGGUGUGGCCGCAUCUCCAACCAGAUGAAGCAAUCCAUGGAAGAAUUCCGAAGCCUGGCUUCCCGGUACCGAGACCUCUAUCAGGCGUCCUUUGACGCUGACUCGGCAACUCUGAGGAGUGUAGAACUACAGCAGCAGAGUUGCUUGCUGAUCGCCCAUGCCAUAGAAGCCCUGGUGUUGGAUCCAGAGUCAGCAAGCUUCCAGGAGUGUGGAUCCGGUGGAGCCGCCCAUGCUGGCAGUGAAUAUGAGAGGACAAUGAUGUCCGUGUACAGCCGCGUCCUGGAGGAAGUGGAGUCACUCAACCGGAAAUACGCCCCUGUUUCCUACAUGCACACAGCAUGCCUCUGCAACGCCAUCAUCGCUUUGCUGAAGGUCCCUCUUUCAUUUCAGAGACACUUUUUCCAGAAACUGCAGUCCACCAGCAUCAAGCUUGCUCUGUCUCCUUCUCCUCGGAACCCUGCGGAGCCCAUUGCUGUGCAGAAUAACCAGCAGCUGGCACUAAAGGUAGAAGGCGUUGUUCAGCAUGGGUCCAAGCCAGGACUCUUCCGCAGAAUUCAGUCUGUGUGUCUGAAUGUUUCUUCCACACUACAGAGUAAAUCCGGCCAAGACUACAAGAUUCCCAUUGACAGCAUGACCAAUGAGAUGGAGCAGAGGGUUGAGCCACACAAUGAUUACUUCAGCACCCAGUUUCUGUUGAACUUUUCUGUCCUUGGAACACACAGCAUAACAGUGGAGUCAUCAGUGAGAGAUGCCAACGGCAUCGUCUGGAAGACUGGCCCCAGAACCACCAUGUUCGUCAAGUCCCUGGAGGACCCCUAUUCCCAGCAGAUUCGCCUGCAGCAGCAGCAAGCCCAGCAGCCUUUGCAGCCGCAGCCACAGCCUCGCAGUGCCUACACUCGAUUUUAACUGUGCCACCAGCACACUGCACACUGCACAGCCGUCAGGCUGCAAGAAGAGUCUGU
This is a messenger RNA of Acomys russatus (golden spiny mouse), 3038 nucleotides long. RefSeq names its product integrator complex subunit 7 (gene Ints7). The record is from RefSeq and is a predicted model, not a curated record. Bases 91 to 2982 code for a protein of 963 amino acids. NCBI's taxonomy places the organism in Eukaryota, Metazoa, Chordata, Mammalia, Rodentia, Muridae. Gene Ontology annotation, biological process: snRNA 3'-end processing. Gene Ontology annotation, cellular component: integrator complex. The transcript has 20 exons.